Messenger RNA from Coregonus clupeaformis (lake whitefish), 3804 nucleotides. Its product is annotated as B-cell receptor CD22. Bases 123 to 3317 code for a protein of 1064 amino acids. Lineage: Eukaryota; Metazoa; Chordata; Actinopteri; Salmoniformes; Salmonidae. The transcript has 17 exons. The record is from RefSeq and is a predicted model, not a curated record.
AGUUUCUCAUCCUUAUUUUGAGAAGACAGAUAUGCUGCAGAUAUCUUUCACAAGACAGUCAUCACAGCGAAUCACUUCUGAGAUAUCCAGUUAUAAUUGUGAUACUCAAGAGAACAGUUGCAAUGUUCCAUUUCUUGACAGUUCUUCUGGUGCUGUUAUGUGUUUCCUUUUGCAAACUUGAAAUACCCUUCAAAAUAACCAGAGAGCACUUGACCGCAAAGGAAGGUUCCUGCAUUACAAUCGAAUGCACUGUCACUGGGCAUAUUAAUAAUGAACAAGAGCAAUGGUUUUGGAUGAAAAAUGCAGAGUGGAGUGACACCAUGAACGAUUUCACCGGUACAAUUGUAAACAGUAAAACAAAGGACCAAACCCCUGCCCCUGAGUUUGCAGACAGAGUAAAAUACAUUGGUUCUGUGAAUUUUGGACGGGCCACACAAAGCGACUGCAGCCUACUCAUCAACAACCUGCAAAAGACCGACAGUGGGAUCUACAAAUUCAGAUAUAAGGGAAAGGAUGGAAAAUGGAUAACUGAACCAGGUCUGAAUCUUAUAGUUGAAGAUGAUCCAUGCCAGGUUAGUGUUAAGAUGAACCAAUCAAUAGUCAAAGAGUCUGAGCCUGUGACCAUUCGAUGCUCCACGUCACUGCAAUGUGGAUCAUACCCAGAGUUCACAGGACUUGGUCAGACCGUAAUGCUUGAUCGGAACUCCAAGGAUAACCGUAAAAACACUGUGGUCAACUUUAAUGCUCGCUGGCAGGAUGAUGGGAGGGUGCUGUCCUGUCAACCACAGGGGACCAACGACCAGUGUGUGAGCAAGAGCAUCAAGCUGAUGGUUGAAUAUGCCCCUAAGGAGACGAAGGCUGUUAUAAGUUUGUCAUACGUAAAGGAAGGAGAGUCUGUCACCCUCACUUGUUCCAGCAGAGGGCACCCCAAUGCUACAUACUCCUGGUUUAAAGACAGUGGAAAUACCAAAUUCAAUGGAACAGAAUUCGUGAUCCAAUCUAUCACACCUACACAAAGCGGGAAUUACCACUGCAAAGCUGUAAACCAACAUGGGACCCACGACUCAAACGUUGUUACAAUCAAUGUUAAAUAUGCUCCUGUAGGAGUGCACAUUGAAACAAAUAAGGCUCUGUCUACAAUCAAAGAAGGAGAUCAUAUCAAAUUAACUUGCAUAGUGCAGAAAAGCAAUUCUGAAGUGCAUUCAUGGUCUUGGUUCAAAGACAAGGAUAAAAUGGCCAAUAGUUUAAAGGAGUAUACCAUCAAAAGUGUACGGCAAGAGGACAGAGGUCUUUACUAUUGUGAGGCGAGCAAUGAUGUGGGCAGUACUAGGUCAUCAUCAGGAUAUCAGAUAACGGUUUCCUAUGUUCCAAGAAACACUCAGAUCACCCAAAGUGGAGGUUCCCAUGACAACCAGGUGAAGGCGGGCUCUCGGCUAAAUCUCACCUGUAUGGCUGAUGCCCAUCCUGCCCCCAGUAGCUACACCUGGUACCACAGUAGUGGAGUACCACAAUGGAGACUAGUUUCACCCACAGGCCACACACUACUCUGGGAUAGGGUGGACGUAACAGACGAGGGGUGUUACAUUUGUAGUGCCACUAAUGACAUCGGCACGGGACAGAACAGCAGCAAAUCAUGCUUCAAUGUUCUAUACGGCCCAACCAAACCAGUGCUUUCUAUGAUGCGUACAACCCAGGAGGGCCGACUGGUUAGUAUCAACUGCACCGUGCAGAGUUUCCCAGUCUCUCAGCUCACUCUGACAUGGACCCCCCGUCCAUCUGGCUCACCUAUGUCUAGCUCCCCUCUUCACAUGCAGCCUCAACCAGUUCUUGGGUUCCUCCAACGUUCUACCAAUGUUGUCUGGGGUUCUUUUAAUGUCACAUUCCUGCAAGGAGGGGUUUACACCUGUAGAGCCCAGAACUCUGAGGGGGUUAGCAGCACAGAGCAGGAGCUGGAGGUCACAUACAGCCCCAAAAAUGUGACGGCCUCUGCUCACCCUGACACGGUCCUGACUGAAAACAGCCAGCUGGUUCUUACCUGCACUGCUCGUUCCAACCCCAAUACCACCACCUACACCUGGGUUCAGAUCAGCACAGGAGAGACCAGGAUAGUGGGGCUGGUCCAGAAGUUGACGGUGACGUCCAUAACCCCGUCCCAUAGUGGACUGUACAGGUGCACUGCCCAGAACACCUUAGGAACUGGGAAAUCCCAACAGGUUGAAGUUAAAGUCAAGUAUGCUCCAAAGCUCACCGAGGUCAUUCACAACAUGACCAAUAGGUGGCAGAGUGAUGGGGGGAGCCCUGUGGCACUGACCUGCCACAGUCACUGUUACCCCCCUGUCAUCAGCUACAGGUGGUACAGGCUGGUCGAGGAAAGGGAGCAUUUCAUCAUCAAUCACCAGAACAUCACUGUCCACCCGGACAAGCCUGGGACGUACUACUGUGUCGCCACCAAUAAGAUGGGGGGGAAAGAAUCAGAAAGAAUCCAGCUGUUUCUCAACCGAAGUGUCUUCCAUGUCCUCGCUCUCAUCCUUUCUUUCUGCUGUGUUCCGCUUGUUCUUUUACUCAUCUUUCUGGUCUACAGACACAAGAGAAACAAAUUGAUCCAGCAGGGGACAUCAAAUAAACUACCAUGUUGUGUUCACUUUGGUUUUCUGGGCUGGCGUAAUGGCACAAAUGAGAACCUGGUGACUGAAGGGGGUGCAGCAGUAGCAGACCCCCCGGGGAGCAGCAGAGAUCAGCUGUGCCCAGACGGCCCCUACCGCCCAGAGCCCUUACCCCAACCGCAGCAUCCCCAUCCCAGCAGGACGUCGUAUCCAGACAGCACGUCGACCUCUGACAUACACACUGUGUACAGUGUUCUGAAGGUAUCAGGUGGAAAGCAGGGUCUUUCACCAAGCCAUCCAAUCAGAAACAAAGAUGGACACACUGGACACACACAGGAACAUGAAGUCAACUAUGCCUCGUUGCAAUUCAGGGGCCAGGAGAUGGGUAGCUUGGGUCCUAGAGACCAAGCGAGAGAGGAUGACGUCUAUGCUAAGGUUGCCAAGCCAAAACUGAAGGAAAAGACUGAUAAGUGGGAUGACUACGAGAACAUUAAGGAAGUGUGUGCUCCGAAGCCCACCAUCGAGCCAAACAUGGACAUGGAGACAGAGAGCAGUGAGGAUGAUGUGGAGAUCAGCUACUCUGACGUCACGUUCCGAGCAAAGCCAGGACACCAGAGAGUCUGUAGUUCUCACCCUCAUCACCGCAGGGCAGGCCACAGCAGCAGCUCAGAUGAAGAAGACUACACAACCCAGUACUCUGACGUUAAAAUAUAAGAGGAAGUUUAAUUCACAGUCAAAAAUUAUUAUGGUUUAUUUUUAAAUAUCUGUAAAUAUUUGUAUCACACCUAUAUCUGGAUUGUUAGCAAUAAAAACACAUUCAAGUACCGGUAGUUGCCUUAACUGUACUGGAAUUACAUGUCAGACAAGACCACAAUGGCAGAAAACAGUAUUUAUUGACGGCAAAGUGGGUUUGAACAUCGUGUGGUACAUCAAUGUAAUGUGUGCUUAUUUGGCUGUCAAAACAGAAACGCUUCACUGUUAAGUAAUUGCCCAUAUUACAGGAUGUGCUAUUGUGUAGAUGCUAUGCAACUGACACCAUGUCUUAAUAUUUGUUCAACAUUGCAAUGUGCAUCAUUACUGACUUCUGACUUUACAUAAUUACUGAAUAAUGCUGAAAUUACUGACUGCUUUUAACCUGUAUUCAGCUUUAAACAUUGUAAAUACAUUUUCAAUUACAAAUAAAAUAAAAACAAUAAUACAA